UCAGCUUAGUCACGUGACUUUGCUGUUUCCGUUUCAGAAAACGUGAACUGUGACCGAUGACGUCACACUACAUGGAAGAAAUGAAAACAGAAACUUAGACCUUAGACAGUCCUCGGUAAAGCGUCAACCAAAAGCGAGUGUGUGAUUCAGAAUGCUCCCGUCCUCCUGCGACACCUUCGUGGCUCUGCCGCCUUCCACUGAGGGACAGCGCGUCAUCUUCGGGAAAAACUCUGACAGGCCUUGCGAUGAAGUCCAGGAGGUGGUGUAUCUCCCUGCCAGAGACCACGGUGCAGGGGAGAAGCUUGAGUGUACAUACAUAGAGAUUGAGCAGGUGGCCCACACGUAUGCAGUUGUGUUAAGCAAACCAGCCUGGCUGUGGGGCGCCGAGAUGGGUGCAAAUGAGCAUCAAGUGUGUAUUGGAAAUGAAGCCGUGUGGGGCAGAGAGAGUGCAGAUGGCGACGAAGCGCUUCUCGGCAUGGACCUUGUCAGGAUUGGACUUGAGAGAGCCGAUACAGCUGAGAAAGCGGUGGAUGUUAUUACGGAGUUGCUGCAGAAAUAUGGCCAGGGAGGAACGUGCAUGGAGGAUGAGUGCAGCUUUACCUACCACAACAGCUUCCUCAUUUCAGACAGGAAAGAGGCCUGGCUGCUGGAAACGUCAGGGAAGCACUGGGCAGCAGAGAGAGUGGAAGGUGGAUAUCGCAACAUCUCCAACCAGUACAGCAUAACGACUAAGAUCGACAAAGAACAUCCGGAAAUGAGGGAAUAUGCGCGAGGCCAGGGCUGGUGGGAUGGAGCCACUCCGUUCAACUUCUCCACCGUCUACUCCUUUACGACCACGGCCAGAAUAGAAGCCUCUGGGAGCAGAUACUGCGAGGGGAAGAAGUUGCUGGAGAAGAACGACGGUCACAUCACUGCGGAGACGAUGAUGGACAUCCUGAGGGAUAAAGAUAGCGGCAUCAACAUGGAGGGCCUGUUCAUGACAACAGGAAGCAUGGUGUCUGUGAUACCCACCGAUCCCACUCUGCCGGGGGUCCACUAUUUCACAGCAACUCCGGACCCUGAACGGUCUGUGUUCAAACCUUUCGUCUUCGUAAAGAACAAUAAUGAGCUGAAGGAGACGUCUUCUCCCAGUUACGGGGCAGACGACCCCGUGAAGAAGAAACCCCGCUUCCAGAGCAAGCCGGACCGCAAGCACGCCUUGUUCCUCAAACACGAACUGGUGGCGGCCGUCAUUGAAGUCCACGAGGACAGAGGAAAGAAGAUCACAGAAGGUAUAAGGACGCUGGAGAAGGAGAAGAGGACACAGAUGGAGGAGAUUCUUACCAAUGGUAUUGUGGAACAGGAUUUUUUGGCGAAUCUGUUUUCAAGCUGUGUUCAGGGGGAGAUGGGUCUCUACGGUAAAAGCUGAAACCACGAAACAUGUAGCAAGGGAGAAAGUAGCAGCAGACGCUUCUGCAUUUUAGCUGGUUUGGGUAGAUACACUAACAUGAUUGUAUAAUAAAUUCUGAAAACACAACUGGAUUGUAAAAUGACUGUACAAAGAAUAAAGCAGCCGAGGACACUGUU
Gasterosteus aculeatus aculeatus (three-spined stickleback) is the source of this 1566-nucleotide messenger RNA. It is a transcript of the gene scrn3, whose product is annotated as secernin 3. Lineage: Eukaryota; Metazoa; Chordata; Actinopteri; Perciformes; Gasterosteidae. Gene Ontology annotation, biological process: proteolysis. Gene Ontology annotation, molecular function: dipeptidase activity; cysteine-type exopeptidase activity. The record is from RefSeq and is a predicted model, not a curated record.